AAAACGAGUACAAAUUCCUCUCUCAUCACUAUCGAAGAUGAAGAGAAUGAAUUAGAAGUUUUGGCUAUACUAGAGUUUGUAGAUGAGACUUCUCUUGCGGAUCAAGAGAAGCAAACAGAUAAAGCUUUAACAAAAGAUCAAGCAACAAGUUCUAUUCCCAAUAAUUCUACCUGUAAUCGUGCCACAAGCCCCAUUGAUCAGACAAAUGAUAUCACAAAAAUCCAUUCAUCCAGACAACUAUCCCAAAAAUUGCAAGAAUUAUCCAUGCCUAUCAAAGGCGAAACCGAUGAGGAUGAUGUGAAUGAAG
Molecule: messenger RNA, 307 nt
Organism: Acaulospora morrowiae
Lineage: Eukaryota; Fungi; Glomeromycota; Glomeromycetes; Diversisporales; Acaulosporaceae
Source: the annotation of a GenBank genome assembly